Cladocopium goreaui is the source of this 1075-nucleotide messenger RNA. Lineage: Eukaryota; Dinophyceae; Suessiales; Symbiodiniaceae. The record is from the annotation of a GenBank genome assembly.
GAGAGCACCGACGACAAUGACAACCACAGAGACGCAAACACAGCUGUCUGGGACCUUGAUUUUGGAUGAUCCAGAGACAGCUGAUGCUGAGACCCAAACAUUAGAGGACGAGAGCGACUUCAUUUGGACAGUUCAUGCCGAGACCCAAACAUUGGAUGAUCCAGAGACAGCUGAUGCUGAGACCCAAACAUUAGAGGACGAGAGCGACUUCAUUUCGACAGUUCAUACCGAGACCCAAAAGUUACAGGAGGGCGAUUUGAUGUUGGAUGGUGCAGGGAGUGAUGCCAAGUGCCCAGCAUCUCCUUUGCCUGCUUUGCCCAAGGUAGACCGUUGUGAGACGCUGCCUGAUGUGCAAGAAAUAGCGAUGGUGGCUUACGGGCACCGACUGCCGCCAGUGCCAUAUGCACGAGGAGCAGGAUGUCUGGGAGUUGUUUCUUGGGAUGCUGGUAGCUGUGCGCUUUCCGAGUCGUUUAAGGCCUUCCUCGAAAUCAAGAUUCUAGACCCAUGGACAGCUUUGACAAUUUUGGCCUCAACAGGACGAUUCCUGGCAGUUGUUGUGCCUCGUUUGGCCACCCGGUACCCACUACAGGUCCUCCAUGCAGCAGCAAUGAUGUUGUGCACUGAUUGGGAGUGUGAUGCUGAAUGUUUUUCGAAGCUUGAAAAGGCCCGUUUGUAUCACAAGCUCGGCUUACAUGGCAAGGGCUGUGACAGUGAAAUUCGAAGCGCCAGAGCAGAAUGCAUAGAAGUGCUGGGCAGUAGCUUUCCGGGGCCCUACACCAAGUAUGUGCUGUCCACCAUUGGCGUCGAUGGGAUUCUGAAGCUGAUGGAGGGAAAGCAGAACCGCCGCUGUGGAUUCAUGGCCUGCGUGGGCUAUGCCGACGCCCAAGGUGCAGUCCACAUCUUUGAGGAACCCACGCCAUACUUCGGCACCUUGAAGGAGUCGCUCCGGACCUCGCAGGACAGUGAUGGGCAGGAGAUUGGCCGGGCUUGGGGCGAUGAGGCCGGCAAGCUCUUCGAGGCGACGAGUUGUCAACGGCUGGCGACCGUACCAUGGGUGAGUUGGGAAGAAUGGUGA